Frankliniella occidentalis (western flower thrips) is the source of this 2636-nucleotide messenger RNA. RefSeq names its product HEAT repeat-containing protein 3. The transcript has 14 exons. The record is from RefSeq and is a predicted model, not a curated record. Gene Ontology annotation, biological process: protein import into nucleus; ribosomal large subunit biogenesis. Lineage: Eukaryota; Metazoa; Arthropoda; Insecta; Thysanoptera; Thripidae. Bases 108 to 2189 code for a protein of 693 amino acids.
UCCGUCGGAGGUGGUUAUCCGCAGUGGUCCCUCCCACGUUGACGUUGGUUAAUCACAACACAAUUUUUGGGCAUAAUUGUCGUUUGUAGAGACACAAUUUGUUUGCAAUGGGGAAGGCAAAGAGAAUUCGCAACAGAGGACCACGGCAUGAUCCUGUUGGUUUGAAUGGUAAUCAAUCUGCGUCUUUGAAAGAAGAGGAUGGGGGCAGUAGUACAGAGACUAAAAGCGAGUUGUUGGUAGAAAAUGUUGUGGAAAAGCUGCAAUCCCAUGAAGAAGAAGAGAAAAUAUCAGGAUUAUUCAUGUUGGCCGAUGUCUUUGAUGGCAGUACUUUAGCAGAGGUAGCUAAGAAUCGCCUUGUACGCAUAGCAGGACCAUUACUUGUUGAUCCUAGUUCCAAUGUUCGCAAUGCUGCAUCUGGUGCCCUCAGGAACUUAACAGCUAGCGGUGGACCAGAAUUUUGUGACGUUCUCGUUGAACAGGAUAUAAUGACCUCUCUCUGCUCUCUACUUCUUAAAUAUGGAAAUGAAUGGCAACCUAAAUCAUCCGAUACACCUGAAAAAGAUGUGGACUCUGAUACUCUUGUCAAUGCCGUGAACAUUUUAUGGAAUUUGUGUGAAAGUAAUGCAACUGCUCUAAAGUACUUCAACAAUGCACAAAUUCUUCCUCUUCUUGUGCGUUGUCUUGAUGUCAGUACUUUUGGAUUAGAUAUUUCAACAGCUGUUGCUGAGUGUCUGCACACAGUAACUGAAGAAAAUCAAGAUGCUGUGUUAAAGAUGCAAGACUUGGGGUCCAACCUUCAACAGAUCCUUACUUCUCAAAAUGAAGAUGCAAAUGUCAUGCUGUUUAAAGUUUUAGUUGCAGGAAUUCUCAUUAAUAUUAAUUUUGGAGCUGUGGAAGCCAUGGACCCCAGCCGAUUGUCUCUGAUAAUGGCUACACUUUCAUUCGCAUUAGAAUAUGACCAACGAAAAAUGCUAAACCAACUCACAAGCCAACUUGAAAUUGAUAUUCAGAAGCUCAACCCCAGAAGGAAAAGGAUAAGGGAUGCUGUUGAUGAGGAAAUGGAAGAUGAGGAAGAAGAGAAUGAAGAAGAAAAUGAUGAAGAAAAUGGCAAGACCAAAAAUUGUGACAGACGCUCUAAGGCCAGAGGAAGACGCCCUGUGCCAGAAGAUAGGACCGCUGAUAUGCUUAAAAAGGAAGAGAAAUUAAUAUCUGAUGCAGCUAGAUUAUUACAAGCACAGUUAGUUUCUUUAGAAGUUCUAGCAAAUUUAUGCUCUGGUGAAGAUGAUGAUGAGGAUGGUAUGGAUGCUGAUGAUUCUGAAUCCGAAGGAAUGAGCGAGUCAAGUUAUACUGAAGAAUCAAAGGGGCCAGAAUCUGUUCCCUUUGGAAUUUCCUCUGAUAUUUUAGAAGCUAUUGUGAGCCAACGUUUAGUAACUAAGGUGUGGGAUAAAACUAUUUUACCUGCCGAAAAUGUUUGUGAAAUGUUACAAGAGCAUAUGGACUGUGAAGUUAUUUUUAGCAGAGUCAAUUCACUUCGCAGUAGAGCAUUUUUGUGUCUGCAAAAUUUAAUAGCAGUAAUGGACCUUGAGGAGCUGGGUGGUUGUAAUGAUUUGUACAAUAUGUGGCUUGAGACAACAAAACUCGUUUUUCAGAAAACCAAAUCUGACGAUUUGCCACUUCUUGAGGCAGCAACAUCUGUGAUGCGAGCUGCAGUUUUACGUCUUGCUCAAGCAAAAGCUACACAGUUUUCAUCACUAAGUGCUGAUGAUCUUCAAAUUCUUCUGAAAGGUGAAAGUCAAUGUAAAGACCCCAACGUAAGAGCAAAUCUCAUUCGAAUUGUUGGUUGUAUUGGACAAAUGCUAGCUCCUAUUUGUUCACCCCAUCUACUGGUAAUUGGGAAGUUUCUGUUGGAUGUUGCAUCUCGUGAUGCCGAGGUUUGGGUUUCUGCAGAGGCACUUGAUUGCAUAUUUGAUGUGUUUGGAGAGGAUGAAACCGAUCAAGCUGCUUUCGAUAUUGAUUUGGUCAACAAAUUGCGGUCAUUUGCUGGACCAUUGAAGAGCAGGGUUCGUAUGCAGAGGAAAAACCUAGGGGACCAUUACUCAGUUGUUAUGACAGCCACUUCUAAUUUAAAUCGGUUCAUUAAAUACAAAAGUAAAAGGCUAUUGAAAUUUUCCUCUAAUGGACACAUCUAAAUCUAAUCUUUAGAUUGGUGGUUGCCAAAGAAGAUGUAAUGUUAUAUACUUGCAGACUGCUGCAAAAACUUAGUUGUUUAGAAGAAAUAUUUAAUGGUUUUUACAUACAGAAACCAUUUUCAAAAAAAAUCUUGACAGUGAGUUAGUUUUUGACUUUACCUUAAUUGUGUACUGAAAUGAGAUUCUUUUUAAAUGUACGGUACUGUCGGCUUUUAUGAAAUCAUAGUUGAGUCAUUCUUUGUUCAACUAAAAGACUGGUAUGUCUUGUAAUCAUGUAUAUAUCCUAUGUCCAAUUUAAUCUACUGUUAUGAACAGUAUUCAUUUUAUCGAUAUAUCAUUAUUUUAUAUAAGGUCUUUAUAUUCUGUUAAGAAGUUGUUACUCAAAUCAGCAUUUUGUGACAUUGUAUUUAAUAUGAUGAUGGUGUAAAUAAAACUUACUCACUUGAA